UAUCCCUUCUAAAGCAUAUUUGCUUCAUAUCCCCUCUGAGUAUUAUACUGUUUAUAUUCUGUUUAUACUGGGUGUGUCACUGUAUAUGACAUUUUGGUGCCGAAACCAAGGAUCAGAAGAGACAUCCGAGGAUGGUGAAACAGCUAGCCCAAAUGCAGUAAUCACAACAUCAAGCUCUCUGCAGCCUGCAGAACAAUGAGCAAGAGGUGGUGCGCUAUGAAGCUGUCCUAACGGAGCUGCUGAAGUAAAGAACAGCUGAUCCCACCCUAACCCCACCCUUGGCCCACAUCAGACUACAGAUGAUGGAGCCAGAGGACGACCCAGAGGCGUUCCUGGAACUUUUCGAGCUAACGGCCAGGGCGUGCAAAUGGUUGGUGGAGGAGUGGGCAUUGCACCUCCUACUGUUACUUUAAGAGGAGGCACAAUGCGGGCAACCAUCCGGUAAUGGGUGGGACUGAUGCUGAAGGGCCACCGGAAGAGGCUGAGAGAACUUUUGUUUGUGGCAGCCAGCCUUUCGCAUAUGCCCAGUAGCACCCGAGGGUAAGGUGGCACUGGAGCAGUUCAUGAUGGGGCUCAUGAAAGGGACCUCUGACUGGCUCUUGUGCCAUCAGCCAACCUCCCUGGGUGCAGCCAUCGAACUAGUGGAGAAAAGUUAAUCCUGCGGCCAUUCCAAAAGCACCAUUGCACCCAUUACCCUUAAUACAGGUAAUUUUCAAAAGAAUUGGCUUGGACCAUUAGAGCGGAGCACUAAAGGAUAUCACUUUGUAUUAUUCAUAGUAGACUAUGCCACUUGAUAUCCACAGGUAGUUCCCCUCCGCAAUAUAUCUGCCAACACUAUUGCGGAGGUGCCAUUUCAUUUUUUCCCUGUUUGGGUUCUCACAGACAAAGGCACCUCUUUUAUGUCUGACCCUUUUUUGGUCAGACACUAAAAGAGAGCUAUACAAAUCGUUGGUCUAUUAGAACCAGUGUGUUCUACCCCCAAACGAUCGGCUGGUGGAGCGGUUCAAUGGGACGCUGAAGACAAUGAUAUGUAUAUGCAGAGUUUUGUGGAACUUCUUGGGUAUGAGAACAAGAGUCCAGAAGACCCACGUGCCCUAAAUGAAUUUCUGGACUUACUGAUUGAAACCAGGAACCGGCACAAUGAUGUGGUACCCACAAUGGCCCAGGGUGUGAUCGAAUACAAGGAGAAGUUUGGCUUCGACCCCUUCAUCAGCAGCAACAUCCAGUAUUUCCUGGACCGGUUCUACACCAACCGCAUCUCAUUCCGCAUGCUCAUCAAUCAGCAUACUCUUCUGUUUGGGAAUGACACAAAUCCCGCUCACCCCAAACACAUUGGGAGCAUUGACCCAAACUGCAGUGUGGCAGAGGUGGUGACAGAUGCCUAUGAGACUGCCAAAAUGCUGUGUGAGCAGUACUACAUGGUGGCCCCCAAGCUGGAGAUUGCUGAGUUCAAUGCAAAGGCCCCUGGUAAGCCCAUCCAGGUGGUGUACGUGCCCUCCCACCUGCUGCACAUGCUCUUUGAGCUCUUCAAGAACUCGAUGCGAGCUUCAGUGGAAUUGUAUGAGAACAGGUUAGAGGAGUUACCCCCCAUUACAACACUGGUGACGCUGGGGAAGGAGGAUCUUUCUAUAAAGAUCAGUGACGGAGGUGGUGGUGUGCCCUUCCGGAAGAUUGACCGCCUCUUUAACUACAUGUACUCCACAGCACCUACCCCCAGCCUGGGAACCACACAAGCUGUCCCCCUGGCAGGGUUUGGUUAUGGCCUGCCCAUUUCCAGACUUUAUGCACGGUACUUCCAGGGGGACCUUAAGCUCUACUCUAUGGAGGGGGUGGGGACCGACGCUGUCAUCUACCUGAAGGCUCUCUCCAGUGAGUCCUUUGAACGUCUCCCAGUGUUCAACAAAUCAGCAUGGCGGCACUACCAGACCAGUCCAGAGGCAGAUGACUGGAGCAACCCCAGCAGUGAACCACGCGACGCCUCCUCCAAAUACAAAGUCAACCCAUAACUCCACCCCCACCUGCACUCCUCCACUCUGUCUCUCAGCUCGACUCCAGUCAACAUGGCCACUAUGUACAGCAUUUCUCAUCUUUAGCAACUCCAAGGAAACUGACUGUAAUUUGCACAGUGAUGCCAAUGACUCGUUGUGACGGAUUCCACCUCCCUCCCUACCAAUUAGUAUGACGCCUUCUUUGACUUCUGACCUCUGAUCCUAGCAUUCCAUAGUAUCUUCCUGACAGCAUCACCUCUGUUCCUGUUGCAUAAUAGGGAACAGUAAUUGUGUAUUUGGUGAUAUGUGUCAGGUUUGUGGGGUCGUGGAUUCUCUGUAAGUGAUUGAUUGCUGUGUUUGACUACACCCUAGGUAGGAUACGUCUAAACAAUAGCUUCUCUACUGCCAACAAAAAUGCAACUAUAUCUCAAACACUAGGGAACAGUAGAUAAAUAUGAAUAUUUAUAAAUAUAUAGAGAGAGAAUAUAUACGAUUAUAUUUGCAUAAUUUAUUUCCAUUAACAUUUGCAUUGAUUUUAAAUGAGAAGAACCACAAUCAAGUUUGGAGUGGCAGCUUGCAUUCUGUUUACCUGUGAGGGAUCAUGAGAAAGCUUAAACCUAAUGUACAUUCACCCUCAUUCACUUUGUCCUACAGGUGGACGUUACAUCAACUCCAAGAGUACUAGGCCACAUUUUUUGAAGAGUAUGUUGCACUUUUUCCCCUCCACAUUGUGGAAAUUGAGAUGGAUUUCCAUUUUCAGAGUGAAAUCAAAGACUUUUGUUCAACAGUAGUUCCCAAAGUUAUUGAACCCCACUGCUCCAGUGUAUGGAUGAGUAUAAUAGUGAAAGUCUUCCAAAAACCAAACCUAUAUUUCAAAAUGGAUCAAAUGUUCACCAAAGUUAGGUUAUAAUGUCAUCAACACCUCCAGAACAUUUGGUCUUGGGUUACAAUUUUGUUGAACAGUAUUUAAUGAUCAGUGCUAACAGACUUGCAACAUGCAACAUUACAAUGCAUACCUUGUUGAUGGGCCCUUCUUUAUUCAAUUAAGUUAAGAAGCAGUGUAUUCGACAACAAAAGAAAAACCAGACAAAAAUGGGACAGCAGGAAUCAACAUCCAAUCAGUGAAUUGGGCAAACAAACAGUCCAACUGAAACUCCUUUUAAAAAUAGAGUAGAGAUGAAAUAAAAUUACUUGGAAGAAAUAAGAAAAGCAUUAUACUCUAAACUUCUUUCAGAGCCUUGGAUGCACAGGUCAUAUUGUGUCUCUGCUCGACAUUGGUUGCUGUCCAAUCUGUUAAUAUGCACACCCUCCCACACAUCUCCUAGCCACUUCCACUUGGGGGAAUCCCUGUAGAACCUAGAAGUUGUGCAUUGACCGUUUGGAGUGCAGUCCAAUUCAUGAGAAAUGCAAUUGAAGAAUGCAAUAUCAGCCCCUCAACCUUCGAUUUAGCUCAACGGAAAAGGUCCACAAAACUGCUGACUUCAGGCAGUAAAAUUGCCCAAAAUGCUGUACUUAAACCCAAAACUUCCUUUUUAAAAGGUUUAAGCCACCGUCUUUGCUGUCGCAAUGAUCACUACAGGAUAAAUGGAGGUGAUUUAUAAGUGCAAGAGCUCAUUUCAAAUCGGUAGCGGUGCCAGGAUUCCAUGAUAGGCUGGGCCUAGAAAUGUCACAGGUGGGCCUGUUUUUAAUAAAUAGUAAUAAAAAUAAAUAAAUGAAAAUCAUAGGCAUAGCUACACACAUACUAUACUGUAUACUGUAAUAAAAAUGGGCUUGACCUUAAUUUAGCAGGAAAACACUGCUUUGUGUCAGAACCUUUGAAUAAACACAGCCAGAGAGACAGUUGUACAAAAAAACUAUCCUUAUUGACAGUUAAUUUGUGGUCUAGUUAAAAUCAUCUCAUAGAAGAAUAUAGGGCAUCUUAUAAAUGUACAAGGGGCUACCAACAGUUAAGGGGCAACUAGCCUCAUCAGGACAACAAGGCUUCGAAAAGGUGAAAAACCACUACACAAAGGCUAGACUCUAUCUUAGGGCAUACCACUUAACAUGGCAUGCUGUCACCCUCUAAUCAUGAGGCACUGCAAGUUAUCAACCAAAGCAACAUUGGAAAGGCACUGCAACCCACACCAGUUUAAAGUGAAGCCCUAUGCCUGCCCCAGGUUUACAGUUACCCCUCCCUUAUCUGUAACCCUUAGCUGUUAGACUAAAACUAGUCUAACAGCUACCCCUAUUCUAGCUAUCUUUGUCGCCGGCAAUCCUAACUGAUUGAGAACAACCCCCACCUGCAGUCCCAGCGAGAGUGCCAAGCCCCAGCAGUGAGAUGCUCCAACACCCACAAAAUGGGGCAUCUGUCCAGUGUUUUAUCUACUCAGUCUCCCAUGCUCGCAAUCAGACACUCCUGUAUUAGUGAUGGGCAGUUCGCGAACAAACUGAUCUUUUCAAACAAAUCUUUGAAAUGAGCGAACUGAGCCAAGUCUUCUCCAUGAAAGAUUUGUUUGUUUGGCUCUCUCUUCAAGCGCUGAGAUCUGUCCACCCCACUCCCCCUUCGCCUCCUUCGCCAAAGACAGUGAUUUUAGUGACUUACACAUUGUCCAAUGGCUACUUAUUAGGCCAGCAUUGUGUGAAGGCUGACAGGCUUACUGAAAUGCCAAUCAACCACAAAUGAACGACCGUACGUACCCACGUCAGCAAGCCAUGGAGCCAUACUGAGCCUUUGAACGAAAAUGGACCGAAAAGUGAACGAACGAAAGAGCCACUGAGUUGUAUAACUAGUUUGUGACUGAAAAGAGGCAGUGAACGAAGAGCCAAAUAAGCCAUUGAACAACUGAAUGAAUGAACGAACGAGCCAUGAGCUGUUGUUGAACUCAAAGUACAGCACAGUUGAGCUGUAAGACGUAACAUUAAUGCCAUCAGCGCAGGCAUUCUGUGGACCAGCUGAAUAGUUAGGCUAUCACAGAUAAUAUUUCGAUAAGUCUUUGAAUUUUCUGUAAUGUAGUCAGCUAGGCUAUGCAAUAAAAGUGAUGAAUGGUUUUGCAAAGACCACAA
This is a messenger RNA of Conger conger (European conger), 5030 nucleotides long. RefSeq names its product pyruvate dehydrogenase (acetyl-transferring) kinase isozyme 3, mitochondrial. Gene Ontology annotation, cellular component: mitochondrion. Gene Ontology annotation, biological process: protein phosphorylation; regulation of glucose metabolic process. The transcript is spliced from 10 exons. The coding region runs from base 1029 to 2006 and encodes 325 amino acids. The record is from RefSeq and is a predicted model, not a curated record. Gene Ontology annotation, molecular function: pyruvate dehydrogenase (acetyl-transferring) kinase activity. NCBI's taxonomy places the organism in Eukaryota, Metazoa, Chordata, Actinopteri, Anguilliformes, Congridae.